Molecule: messenger RNA, 7389 nt
Organism: Porites lobata
Lineage: Eukaryota; Metazoa; Cnidaria; Anthozoa; Scleractinia; Poritidae
Source: the annotation of a GenBank genome assembly
AUGACAGAAAUGGAGAAAGAAGUCCUGCUCGAAGGAAAGACAGUUGUUCACAGAAGAAACCAAAGUCGAGAGCGAGAAGAGAAUAGGGUAAGUAUAGUGUUGUAAGGCCCGGUUCAAACGUCGAACUUUACUUGUGCCGAACCUAACACCUAUUUAGGUCGACCCAAACUAUUACUGUUCGACUGUUGAUUCAGACGGUCGAACUUUAUAUGUGCCGAACCUAAUUCGUGGCGACAAGAAAUAUCAUCCUUACUGCUUAAAAUAGGGAAAUAAACUGAAAAAAGUAAAAUCCACCAAGCCUGGAAAUUCUUGUUUUGAUUUUCAUGUGAUUUGUGCUCUGUUAUGGCAAGGAGACAGGUGAGGAGAUCGUGAUCGUGAUAUUUGGACAAAAUAAAGUAACGCAAUAAAUUAUAUUACGAUUUAUUCAUGGAUAUAAAGAAAAGCAACUUUUUGGAAGAUCGUUUUGAGCUGUCCAGUUUCAGUCUAAAAAUCUACAACGUGAAUGCUGGUAACCAGACAGCCCGGGGGGGUACUGCCAUAUAUGGGCUAUAUAGGUAUGUGCCGCUGUGAAGGGUAUGGUUGUCAAGCAGUUUACUCUAGGAUAGGGUAGAUAAAUCAGAGCGUUUGGCUCUAGAAUAGGGUAUCAUUUUUCAGGAAACUGAUCAGUUGGUAGAAGAUUUUAUCUAGACUAGGUACACAGCUACUCUAGGAUAGGGGGAUUCGGGGAGUUUACUCUAGUUUAGGGUGGCAAAAUUCAGCUGAACUAGCUCUGGUAAAGGUUAAGGGUUCCAGGCUCCCAGCGGCACAUCCCCACCCAGAAAUUCCUAAAGUGCCCCCGGGCCAGACAGUAACCGUCGUUACGCUUCUGUGAGUUCUGUCAGAACAGGCGCGAAAACCCACUAAAUAGCAAAUCAGAAGUGCGCGGUUAUAUUGAAAAAUACGCUAACAUAAUUUAUGCAUUAGGUUGUGCACAUGUGAACUACGACGUAUGAAACGAAGUCGAUCUUUUGCCGCUUGUCGAAUAGAACGGCAGAGUCGACCCAAAUACAAAAGUGCCGUUCCUAAUUGAUUCAUACGUCGAACUUUACAUGUACCGAACCUAAUAAUUAGGUUCGGCAGAUGUAAAGUUCCACCGGUUUAAACCGGGCCUAAGUCUCUAGAAAAAGUUCUAGAGGUAUCAUUUUUUGUUCCCUAUAAAUGCGCUGUGAAAAGAUAGCGAAGAUGGAGGCUUUGAACUGGUUAAUUUAUUCAUUGCAUUGGUUUCAACGCGUCACACGAAUCCUCUUGAUUCAUGUACAGAGCGUAGCCGGGAGCGUUAAGGUGGCUCCGUAAUUAAUACGGGCGCUUUUAGCUGUGACGAAGGUUUCGUCAUAACUUUGUUGUUUUUGGAGCGAUGGCUGUGAAACUUUGCAAAGAACAACAGAUAUCAUUCGGCAAUAGUACGAAAUAUUCCGAUUUCAUUGAUAGUAAAUAUAUUUUGCUAAAUUAGGGCUUCAAAGGACCCUUCUGUUCAAAGAAAAUCGCGUCUAGUAAAAAAUUUUGCUGAUAUUUUUUACUGAAAUUUCCUGUAUAGGCUUUAAUCGACAUAAUAAAUAUGCCAGAGGAAUUUCAGAAAAAUCGUUGGAGCAGAAGUCCGUAACUAAAAGUCGCUCAAAAUUCAGCUGUGAAAUUGUUUUGGAAUUUCGAGAAUAAAUUACUAUCAGCUGGUAGAAGGAGCCACCAGUUUGAAUUUUCGGGACAAGUAAAUUCAAUGUUUGCUAAUUCUGAAAACAAAAGCUGAUGCUCCCUAUAGCAUGGCUAUGACUUGUUCCUCGACAUUUUUAAAAUAUCCCUUGUCAGUUUUGCCUCAAACUCCUGUUGCAUAUAUUUUGAUGUAUUGCACCGCAUUUCCAACGACUUUUACUGCUGUUCGUUGCUUCCAACUCAGGAAAAAGGUAUUGAGAUUGGACGCUACCUCGUAUCAGAGCUCAGAUAGAACUGUACAGCACCUUUGUUUAUGACUACAAAAUGAGCACGAGUGGCAGUUCCGCGAGGAAUUCGCACCUCACCCAGGGGGUACGAACGACAAUGAUACCCGUGCCUGUGAACCGAAUUACAUCACAGUGCAAAAUAAAAUUAUCGCAAGAAUAAUGCCCGUGAAUAAAUUUACAACUCUGAAAUUUCUGUUACUCCUUCCUUCAAUGAAUGGGUAGUUUUCUCUUGAUUAUUAUGUUUGUUUGUUCUCGGUUCAACAUAUCAUGUUUAUACAGAUCGGUUUCGCAGACACCUCACCCAGGGGGACGAACGACAAUCCCGUUGCCUCCGAAUUACAUCCCAAAAUAAAAUUAUCGCAAGAAUAAUGCCCGUGAAUAAAUUUACAACUCUGAAAUUUCUGUUACUCCUUCCUUCAAUGAAUGGGUAGUUUUCUCUUGAUUAUUAUGUUUGUUCUGCAAUACAUGUUUAUACAGAUCGGUUCGCAGACAUGGGCAUCAUUGUCAUUCGUCCCCCCUGGAUGAGGUGCGCAUUUUCUCGUGCGCAUUUUCAUCAAAACAAAGGUGCUGGACAGUUCUAUCUGAGCUUCGAUACAAAGUAGCUCACAAUCCCAACACCUUUUUCCUGAAUUGGAAGCAACGUUCAGCAGAAAAAGCCGUUCAGGAUGCAUUGCAAUACAACAAAAUGUAUGUAGCAGGAGUUUGAACCAAAACUGCCGAGAGAUAUUUUAAAAAUGUCGAAGAACAAGUCAUUCGACGUCAGAGCAAGGUUUGGAGCAAUUUAUGGUGCUUCUAAAACUAAAAAGUACCUUUUAAAGAAUAGCACGAUAGGCAAUCAGCUUUUGUUUUCAUUUUUGGCAAACAUUGAAUUUACUUGUCCUGAAAACUCAAACUGGUGGCUUCUUCUACCUGAGCGUAAUUUAUUUUUGAAAUUCCAAAACAAUUUCACAGUUGAAUUUUGAGCGACUUUUAGUUACGGACUUCUGCUCCAACGAUUUUUCUGAAAUUUCUCCGGCAUAUUUAUUAUGUCAAUGAAAGUCCAUACCAGAAAUUUCAGUAAAAAAUAUCAGCAAAAUUUUUUACUAGACGCGAUUUUCUUUGAACACUAAGGUCCUUUUAAGCGCUAAUUUCUCAUGAUCAAGAAAUAUUUACCAUCUAUGAAAUCGGAAUAUUUCGUACUAUUGCCGAAUGAUAUCUGUUGUUCUUUGCAAAGUUUCAGAGCCAUCGCUCCAAAAACGAAAAAGUUAUGACGGAAAAUUUGUCGCAGUUAAAUGCUCCAAUAUUAGUGACGGAGCCACCUUAAGCAAGAAAUUUUCGAAAGGUCACGCACAGUUUUCCAAAUCUACCCAGGCCUGUCUCUCAAAUGGUUUGCAUUCGGCUGACAAGAUUAAAUUCAGUUUGCAUUUCUCCAGGGCUGUUAAUAAGCGGGUCGAUAAGGGCCGCUAUCCGGCCAAAAGAGCCGGCUAGUUAGCCAUCCUUAGCCGGCUACUUCCAUCUCCGUCUACCAUAACCGCUAACAAAAAAUAAGCAGCAUCGAAUAAAAUUUGUAAAGCAUCCGUUUUCCAGUUUUGAAUGACAUUGAACGCAUAUUUAAACAGGAUUAGAUCUGUGAAACGUUCUAACCGUACGACGUCGUGAAACGCUUGGGACAUUUCGACGGUACAUGUGUUUCUAGUCUCGCAUGUAUUCUGACGAAACAACAUGGUGUCGGCGGUGGAGACACCAAAUUUCAAAAUGUCCCAAGAUGCCUCAGCCCUCAAGAACGUGUGCCUUUGGUGCAAGUUCCAAAGCUGCUUACUAUUUAUUCAUCAUCAGCCUUCUACUUUAAAAACUUUUUGAAAGCCCGGAUUUGUUAUCGCAGUCUUGUGAGGUAAACAUCUCAUGGGAUCCGAUUCUUCAGAUCUUCAGGCAACAGUGAAGGCUUACGGGUGUUUGCUCGCAUAUGUGGGGUAAUCUGGGAAAAUACUUAAAUUUGGUUUGAAGAAAAUUUCCGUACAGCUACAUAUGCAUACAUGUUUCAACUCUAUUCACAUAAACAUUGUGAAAUCGCUAAACUAUUUUUAGCAUAUCAACACCUUAAGAAAAAAGAUUGUUUUCAUUUGAGUCAGUUUGACCCGGGGGGGGGUACUCCCCUAUAAAAGUGACGGGGAUGCUCGUCGGAAAAAUUCGAGAAAACCCUCAAAAGUUACCAGAAUCUUGUUUUAUGGGUGUGUUAAUUCAACAAUAACAAAUUAUAUGACUUGCACUGCAAAUUUUAAUAGUAAUACAGAUAACUUUUUGAAAGUGUUGUCAUAAAUCUUUAUCCUAAUAAAGCGUAUUAUCUCUGGCAGCAGUCAAUUUAGGUUUUAGCACCCUAAGCGGUACCAAUCCACAAAUUUAAACCCCUAAAAGGUACGACGAGCACCCCCGUUACUUUUAUAGGGGAGUACCCCCGGGCAGUUUGAAUAGGACCGUUUCAUUUUAUAUCAUAUCCCAAGAGACUAUAAAGCAUAUCCUCAAUCCUUGCCACAUUUUCUGAGGGGUGCGAACCGAAAAUAGUACUUUUUCUGAUGCCUUCUAAGAAUAUCAUUAAAAGUUGAUUUCAGAAUAGGGUUACCAAAGGAAGAUUUUCAGAAGGUGUCCCCUCAUCAACAGGGAAACGCGUGACCAAUUCGCAUGCGGCCUGUUUUGGCGAGCACGAACGCGUGGUUUGCGCCUGAGUUUGGCCUAGCUGUAGAGAUGUGGGUUGUUUAAAAUUUACAUGGGCAAACCGAUGGGUUCACGGUUUAGAUAAAUGGUAAGCUAAAUUCGGGACUGGUAAAUUUCGUCCCCAAAUCGCGUGUACCAUUUGUACAGAUCAGUUCCAUUUACCCCCAAACGGCCGCGAAGGCCUAAAACUGGUUUCCAGUGGCUUUUACGUUUGAACAACGAGACUGCCUUCUCAGAUGUCCUUUGCUCCCGGAAAUUUUCCUCGGGGGGAGAGAAAAAUGAGUCAUUUUUCUCUCUCCCCGCCGCGUGUCGCCUUUUCUCGCGUGGGGUGAUUUUCACUCGCGCUCGCGUGUCACUCGCUCUACUACCCCUGAGGACAAAUGGGGGACUACUCGUAGUCUACCUGGCACUGUUUAAUGCCUUUUUUUGAGCCACAGUUUUUCUCUCUACUGUCAUAUGGGUGAAAACAGUCGCUCGUUUUGCACUCAGUUACAAAUGUAGCUCUUAGCUAGAAUAAGAGUUUGUCUGCUGUACUAUGUCAACAAUUUUUGCCGAUUCGCGAAAUGAGGUGCGAAUAUAUCGACGCAUGGAUAUUAACGGGUUUAUUGUGGUUCUCGAGAAGUUUCUUUUGACUUACAGGUUUAAAAACAAUUGCAUCCGACGGUAGCCUAAGCAGGCGCUUGCCAACGGGAAAGUCAAAUAAUUUUACAGUGGAAUGGUCAGCCAGCGGUUAGCGUGAAAGUGCUUGAUAGUUCCAAGCUUUUCCUUCGCACCCACGGACAAAUGUGACUCAUUGUCAAAUUAUCUGCUGAAUCAUUUACCUCAACUGGCAGAGAUUCUGACACAAUGGUCAAAUUUAACACCUCAACAGGCCAAAAAUACUUUGGUUCGGCGUGGUACCAAAUCCUCAACCAAAACCUCUGUUAUAAUCUGCGUGCUGUGGAAAUUUACUCGUGAUCUCGUCUACGUGCGUUUUACGUGAGGUCAUCGCACAGGAGUGAAUACCUCGGAUAAAAGAAAACCAAUCGACUGCGCAUGCUUCUGAUCUUACAUUCGACACAUUUUGGAUUUUUCCCGCUAUUGUAGAGAAUAUUGUGCUGGCUCGCAUCAGCCUCGUUCCCAGUCGUCCUCGGCGAUUUCGGAUGUGACGUCACCUGUCAAGCUUGUCGGGAAAAUUCGCCUCUGGUCACUCGGAUAGCGCGAACAGGCCUGGGUACGAGACUGGGCUCGCAUAUUUCUCGCCGGCAAAAACUGAAAAUAAGCGAACCGCGAGGCAUCAUGGGAGGUCUAUUUGCACCGUCAGUACCAUCCUUUGCAUGCACCGAAAUUUAAAAAUUGAGAGAGACGUCAGUAUAUAGGUAGCCUGCGUAGCAGGCGCUUGGAAGUAGUGGACACAAGAAAACAAGGCUCGCGUGUCUCCCUCGCGCGCGCCAGUUCUCUCUUUCGCCCACUAAUUCCAAGCGCCUGCUACGCAGGCUAGUAUAUAGGCAGCCACCAUCCAAAGGUAAAGAUUGGAUGGUACGAGAGGUUUUUAACGCUUUGAUUGGAAAAGAAGCCUAUUCACGGACGUUUUUCUUUCUUCUUUUUUUUUUCGACAAUUGUUGUGUGCGAGCUCUUGCUGUAAGUAAAUCCUCCACGGUUUUUGUUUUCAUACGCGCCCUUGAGAAAAUAUAGAGGGUCUGUGAACACAGGUUACAGCAAAAGCCGAUUUUGAUACUGAAAUUUAAUUCUACCAAUGUACUUUUUCUCUCUCCCAUAGACAUACAGACACAUUAAGAAUUUUGUGUGGCAGGUGUUCCGCUCUUCUUGACAGUUCUAUUUCUCGCAGGUUAGUUCUGAUGGCCUGGCAAAAGCGAAUUGGUUUCGUAUGAUGCUUUCCAUUCCUCCAAGAAAACAAUUCACCAUUCUCCAGACAUUUACAGCCUGGUCUGCCUUCAUUGCUUACCUUUCCGUCGGUGCACUCAACGUGGUGUUCCCACAGAUCGUCAACUUUGCUCUGUUCAACAUGAAAUUAAGCGGGCGUGACUAUGAGUACGGGCGCUUGGUCUGUGCACUGCUAACUGUCAUCGGCUUCUUGUACAUCGUCUCAGCGAGGUCCUUCCCUUUGGUAACCGGCGACGGCACAAUUUUAGGAACCGUACCAGAAAGGCUGUUUUUCGUCCCGGCAGCUCUAUUUUGGUUUUAUUAUCAAUCACUGAUUCCAAUUACCAUGUUGGCAGCGUUCGUGUUUCUCGAUCCCGCGUUGGCCGUAGCAACGUACAUUAUUUGGGCAUGCAGCACCCCUGGGGCAUCCCUGAAAAGGUGUUUUGACGAGAUAGCUGGUUUGGUACAUCCCUUUCAGAACCCCUCGCAGAAAUGGUCCUCAACUAUGACGCAAGGAAUUGGUUACUUCCAGCUAGUGGUCUCACUCAUCCUGUUGGCGAAACCGGAAUUUGCACGCGACGCUCUCGGUCUAGACGCAUUUAAAGGCUAUGCCCAAGGAUUGAUCGCCGUUUAUUUUAUGUCCACAGCUGUGAUAGGCUGGCUUCAUGUCCUGGGAGGCGGUGAUGGUAACGAGUCCUUACCCAUUGGGGCAGUGGUUUAUCGUCUUGGUUGGACAAUGCCUAUAGUCUCCUUAAUGUACUGCUUUGACUGCAUCGAACGAGGUUUUGCAUUAGCACUGGUAGUGUCAGAUUUGAUGAGUGUUUUGUUUAUUUCGAUUCCACUUUGUAUAGAACUAUGUCAAAACUAA